Carcharodon carcharias (great white shark) is the source of this 9583-nucleotide messenger RNA. It is a transcript of the gene dnah9l, whose product is annotated as dynein, axonemal, heavy polypeptide 9 like. The transcript is spliced from 62 exons. NCBI's taxonomy places the organism in Eukaryota, Metazoa, Chordata, Chondrichthyes, Lamniformes, Lamnidae. Gene Ontology annotation, molecular function: minus-end-directed microtubule motor activity; dynein intermediate chain binding; dynein light intermediate chain binding. Bases 119 to 9583 code for a protein of 3154 amino acids. The record is from RefSeq and is a predicted model, not a curated record. Gene Ontology annotation, cellular component: dynein complex. Gene Ontology annotation, biological process: microtubule-based movement.
AUCCUAUUGACUUACGGGUCUACCAGUGGGAUCCCUGUCACCUGGAUUCAAUUCUGCCUUUUCAACGAGCAUUGACGAUUGGACCAAAACACAGUGGAAACAAAUAAAUGUAGAGCAAAUGGAUAUGGAACUGCGAAGAUUUGCAAAGGAAAUGAAAACAUUUGAUAAGGAGGUUCGAGUUUGGGAUAUCUAUGCUGGAUUAGCAUCUACGGUUAAAAAUAUGCUGACUUCGCUUCGGGCUGUUACUGAGUUGCAGAACCCUGCAGUCAGAAUGAGGCACUGGCAGGAAUUAAUGAAUGCAACAGGGGUCAGCUUUGUCAUGGAUGCAGACACUACCCUGGGGGACUUGUUAGCUCUGCAGCUGUAUAGGGUAGAAGAGGAAGUGAAAAACAUAGUGGACAAAGCAGUAAAGGAAAUGGCAAUAGAAAAGGUGCUGGCCGAGAUUAGUCAAAUAUGGAAUGUAAUGGAGUUUUCAUAUGAAACACACUACAGUACAGGAACUCCAUUGCUCAAAUCUGAUGAGAACCUUAUUGAAACACUGGAAGAUAAUCAGGUUCAGUUGCAAAACAUUUUGAUGAGCAAAUAUGUGGAAUAUUUCUUGGUGGAUGUCAGUAGUUGGCAAAAAAAACUAAUGAUUAGUGAUUUGGUCAUCUCUAUGUGGAUGGAAGUGCAGCGAACAUGGGCUCACUUACAGAGUAUAUUUACUGGUUCUGAGGACAUUAGAAAUCAACUUUCUGAAGAUGCUAAACAAUUUGAUGAGAUCGAUUUGAACUUCAAGGACCUAAUGGCUCAGACUGUUAAAACUAGGAAAGUAAUUGAGACAACAAACAAUCUGGGAUUAUUGGAAAAAUUAGAAGUGCUUCAACAAAGACUGACUCAGUGUGAGAAAGCAUUAGAUGAAUACCUUGAGACUAAAAGACUCACAUUUCCAAGAUUUUAUUUUGUUUCUGCAAUGGAUCUAUUAGAAAUUAUUUCCAAAGGAGGUCAACCAAAGCAGGUGACAAAGCAUUUGCUUAAGCUAUUUGAUAAUUUAGCUGAUUUAAAAUUUGAAAAUAAUGACAAGGAUGGUGAUACAUGUAAAGCAGUGGGAAUGUACAGCAGAGAAGAAGAAUAUGUACAACUUUCCACACCCUGCCACUGUGAAGGACAGGCUGAGUGUUGGCUGCAUGAUCUGGAGGAGACAAUGCGAACCACAAUGCAGCAAGAAAUCAUGGAAGCAGUAGCAGCAUAUGAAGAGAAACUGAGAGAUCAGUGGUUGUUUGACUACCCGGCACAAGUGGCUUUGACUGGCACUCGCAUUUGGUGGACCACAGAUGUUGGAAUUGCUUUUGAGCGUCUUGAGGAAGGCUUUGAAACUGCUUUAAAAGAUUACAACAAAAAACAAAUUGCUCAGCUAAAUGCUCUUAUAAACAUGCUACUAGGGGAGCUCACCCAUGGUGAUCGUCAGAAGAUUAUGACAAUCUGUACAAUUGAUGUACAUGCCAGAGAUGUUGUAGCAAAGCUCAUAGCACAGAAGGUCACUAAUAGUCAGGCAUUUGCCUGGCUAUCGCAACUGCGACACAGAUGGGAUGAUACUCAACGACAUUGCUUUGUCAAUAUCUGUGAUGCUCAGUUUCAGUAUUCAUAUGAGUACCUUGGUAAUACACCUCGGUUGGUAAUUACUCCUCUGACUGACAGGUGCUACAUUACCUUGACCCAAUCUUUACAUUUGACAAUGAGUGGAGCGCCAUCAGGACCUGCUGGGACGGGUAAAACUGAGACCACCAAAGACUUGGGGCGCUCUUUGGGUGUUAUGGUGUAUGUUUUCAACUGCUCUGAACAGAUGGAUUACAAGUCCAUAGGAAAUAUUUAUAAAGGUCUCGCACAAACAGGAGUAUGGGGCUGCUUUGAUGAAUUCAAUCGUAUUUCAGUGGAAGUUCUUUCAGUCGUAGCUGUACAAGUCAAGACCAUUCAAGAUGCAAUUAGAAACAAGAAAAAACGAUUUUAUUUUCUAGGAGAAGUUAUUGAAUUAAAACCUUCUGUUGGUAUAUUCAUAACCCUAAAUCCUGGAUAUGCAGGGAGAGCAGAGCUUCCUGAAAACCUGAAAGCCCUCUUCAGACCUUGUGCGAUGGUGAUCCCAGACUUUGAGCUGAUCUGUGAAAUAAUGUUGGUGGCAGAGGGAUUUAUAGAUGCUAGGCUGCUUGCCAGAAAGUUUAUAAGUCUCUACACACUUUGCCGUGAGCUGCUGUCAAAGCAGGACCAUUAUGACUGGGGCCUUAGAGCUAUGAAAUCUGUAUUGGUGGUUGCUGGCUCUCUGAAGAGAGUAGAUCGAAACAGGCUAGAGGAACAGGUCCUAAUGCGUGCUCUGAGAGAUUUUAAUUUACCAAAAAUUGUUACCAAUGAUGUGCCCAUUUUCCUGGGUCUGAUUGGUGACCUUUUUCCAUCAUUGGAGGUACCACGCAAGAGAGACAUACAUUUGGAACAGAUGGUGCGCCAGUCCAUUUCAGAACUGCACCUGCAACCAGAGGACAACUUCAUAUUAAAGGCUAUGCAACUAGAGGAGCUGUUGGCAGUGCGACAUUCGGUUUUUGUUGUGGGUGUUGCUGGAACUGGCAAAAGCCAGAUAUUAAGAACUCUUCACAGAACUUAUGCCAACAUGAAGUUAAAGCCAAUGUGGUGUGACAUAAACCCCAAGGCUGUGACAACAGAUGAACUGUUUGGAUUUUUGCAUCCUGGUACACGUGAAUGGAAGGAUGGCUUGUUUUCAACUACUAUGAGGGAACUUUCCAGUAUUGCUCAUGGGGGUCCAAAGUGGAUUGUUUUAGAUGGAGAUAUCGACCCUAUGUGGAUAGAGUCGCUCAACACAGUAAUGGAUGAUAACAAGGUACUGACCUUAGCUAGCAAUGAACGUAUAUCUUUAGCGCCAUCCAUGCGGUUAUUAUUUGAAAUCAGUCAUCUACAUGCAGCAACUCCUGCUACAGUAUCCAGGGCUGGUAUAAUAUAUGUCAACCCACAGGAUUUAGGAUGGAGUCCGUAUGUCACUAGCUGGAUUGACACUCGCAAAGCCCAGUCAGAGCGAGCUAAUCUUACUAUACUAUUUGACAAGUAUGUUCCCUUCUGUCUGGAGCAAGUGCGUUGUAAUCUUAAAACCAUUACUCGAGUUCCUGAAAACAGUAUUGUACAGACUUUAUGUUCUCUACUAGACUGCUUAUUAACCCCAGAAAAUACACCUCCAGACUCUCCUCGUGAUAUCUAUGAGAUGUUCUUUGUAUUUGCUUGUGUCUGGGCUUUUGGUGGAGCAUUAUUCCAAGAUCAACUAAUUGAUUACCGUGGCAAAUUUAGUAGAUGGUGGACCAAAGAAAUGAGAACCAUCAAAUUCCCAUCCCAAGGGACAGUCUUUGAUUAUUAUGUUGACUCUGAUACUAAGAAGUUUACUCCGUGGACAGAGAAAAUCCCAAAUUUUGAAAUGGAACCAGAUGCCCCUUUACAGGAUGUGCUAGUUCAUACUCAAGAAACUGUUGCUCUGAAAUAUUUUAUUGAUUUACUGGUGGAAAAGGGAAUACCAGUGAUGUUAGUUGGAAAUGCAGGGGUAGGAAAGACUGUUCUUGUAUUAGAAGAAAUUUCAAAGUUAACCGAAGAUUAUAUUAUAACUAAAGUUCCUUUCAACUACUAUACAACAUCAGCCAUGCUUCAAGGAGUUCUUGAGAAACCUUUAGAAAAAAAAGCUGGGAGAAAUUAUGCUCCUGCAGGGACAAAAAGGCUGAUAUAUUUUAUUGAUGACCUUAACAUGCCUGAAGUAGAUGCCUAUGGUACUGUCCAACCACAUACUCUAAUCAGACAACAUCUAGAUUACAGCCAUUGGUAUGACAGACAAAAGUUAGCUCUGAAAGAGAUUCAUAAUUGCCAAUACAUCACUUGUAUGAAUCCUGCUGCUGGCAGUUUUUUUAUAAAUAUGCGUCUUCAGAGACAUUUCUCUGUUUUUGCAGUCAAUUUCCCUGGACCGGAUGCAUUGGCCACAAUAUACAGCAACAUUCUUAAUGCUCAUUUUCAAGAAUACAGUUUCAGUUACAGCGUAAUGAAAAUUGUUAAUACUGUCAUUCAGGCGGCUAUCUGUCUUCAUCAGAAAAUGACUCAGAACUUCCUGCCUACAGCAAUAAGGUUCCAUUACAUUUUUAACCUACGAGAUCUGUCCAGUAUUUUCCAGGGUAUACUUUUUGUAACUCCAGAUUGUGUACGGCUGCCUUCAGACUUGAUUCAUUUAUGGCUUCAUGAAUCAUCCAGAGUCUACGCUGACAAACUAAUGGAAGAAAAAGAUAUUGAACACUUUUACAAAAUCCUUAUUGAUACUGCAAAGAGAUACUUUGAGGUUAUUGAUGAACAUAUUUUUACCCAAAAGCCAUUGCUUUACUGCCACUUUGCUCAAGGUGUUGGAGAGCCUCGAUAUUUGCCUGUAACUAAUUGGAAAAAGCUACAUAGAAUUCUUACAGAUGCCCUGGAACAUUACAAUGAACUUCAUGCAGUGAUGAACCUUGUCCUAUUCAAAGAAGCCAUGCAGCAUAUUUGUCGGAUAAGUCGCAUAUUGGAGGCUCCAAGAGGCAAUGCCCUUUUAGUUGGCGUUGGUGGAAGUGGCAAACAAAGCCUGUGUCGUUUGGCUGCAUUUCUCAGCUCACUGGAGGUGUUUCAGAUUACACUACGGAAGAAUUAUGGCAUUCCCGAUCUCAGGAGUGACAUUGCAGCUUUAUACAUUAAAGUUGGAGUGAAGAAUAUUGGCACAGUAUUCCUUCAUACAGAUGCUCAAAUACCAGAUGAACGAUUCCUUGUUCUAAUUAAUGACAUGUUGGCUUCAGGGGAUAUUCCAGAUUUGUUCAAUGAUGAUGAAGUGGACAGUAUUAUAUCUACCAUGAGAAUGGAGUUACGAGGUCUUGGAUUAUUGGACACCAGAGAGAACUGCUGGCAUUUCUUUAUUGACCGGAUUCGGCAACAGUUAAAGGUUGUUCUGUGCUUCUCUCCAGUGGGUUUUGUUCUUCGGAUGAGGGCGAGGAAAUUCCCAGCUGUGGUGAAUUGUACAGUCAUUGACUGGUUUCACCCAUGGCCCCAGUCAGCACUGGAAUCUGUAAGCCAUAGUUCUAUUGAAAAAAUUGAUGGGCUGGAGCCUGAAGUGAAUUCUUCUAUCAGUCAAUUUAUUGCUCAUGCACACAUCUGUGUGAAUGAAGUUAGUGUGAAAUAUCAGCAGAACGAGAAACAUUAUAACUAUACCACUCCAAAAAGCUUCUUAGAACAAAUUAAAUUGUACCAAAACCUGCUGAGUAAAAAAAGAAAAGAACUAGUGCAGAAGAAGGAACGACUGGAGAAUGGCCUUCAAAAAUUACAAACCACAGCUUCACAAGUAGAAGUUCUGAAGGCAAAACUAGCUGUUCAAGAGAUGGAACUUCACCAAAGGAACAAAGACGCUGAGGCACUGAUCACCAAAGUAGGGCAGCAAACUAAGAAGCUGAAUCAAGAGAAAGCUAUUGCAGAUGCUGAAGAGCAAAGGGUGACUGCUAUCCGAGCAGAAGUGUCAAAGCAACAGCAACAAUCUGAAGAAGACCUUGCUAAAGCUGAGCCUGCACUUCGUGCUGCAAAUACUGCCUUGAACACAUUAAACAGGUCAAACUUGACAGAAUUAAGAACUUUUCCAAAUCCACCUGCAAUCGUUACCAAUGUUACUGCUGCAAUUCAGGUGCUUCUAGCUCCUAAUGGGAAAAUUCCGAAAGAUCGAAGUUGGAAAACAGCUAAAAUAUUGUUGAGCAAGGUGGAUGAUUUCCUACAGGCAAUUGUUAACUUUGAUAAAGAGAAUAUUCCUGAAGCUAUUAUCAAAACUGUAAAGGAAGAAUAUCUCAGAGACCCUGAUUUCAAUCCAGAGUUUGUGCGAACAAAGUCAUCAGUUGCUGCUGGACUCUGUGCUUGGGUUAUAAACAUUAUUAAAUUCCAUGAGGUUUACUGUGAAGUGGAACUCAAACGUAAAGCACUUGUGCAAGCCAAUUCUGACUUAGCUGCUGCUGCAGAGAAACUUGAGGUCAUUAGGAAAAAGCUUGCAGAAUUAGACAUGAGCUUGACUGGAUUAACAGCAGCCUUUGAAAGAGCCACGUCUGAAAAAGUCCGUUGUCAGGAUGAAGUGAACAGAACCAAUAAGACAAUUGAACUGGCUAACAGAUUAGUGAAAGGUCUAGAGUCAGAGAAUGUACGCUGGGCUCAGUCUGUCACACAGUAUCAUGAACAGGAGGAAACUCUCUGUGGAGAUGUUCUGUUGAUGACAGCUUUCAUUUCUUACGCUGGUUCUUUCUCAAAGAGGUAUCGAUAUGAGCUUGUUCAAAACAUGUGGAUGCCUUACCUGAGAAGCCAAAAGGUUCCAAUUCCAAUGACUGGAGGUUUGGAUGCUGUUGCCUUGCUCACUGAUGAUGCAACAAUUGCAGCUUGGAACAAUGAAGGCUUGCCCAGUGAUAAAACAUCCAUGGAAAAUGCCACUAUUUUUUCCAACUGUGAACGAUGGCCACUCUUGAUUGAUCCUCAACUUCAGGGAAUCAAGUGGAUCAAAAGCAAAUAUGGCACAGAUUUGAAAGUCAUUAAUUUGGGUCAAAAGGGGUAUGCAGAUAUUAUAGAACAAGCACUUAUUGUGGGAGACCCUGUUUUAAUAGAAAACAUAGAAGAAACCAUUGAUCCCGUGCUAGAUCCAUUACUUGGCAGACACACGAUUAAGAAAGGAAGGUACAUUAGAAUUGGAGAUAAAGAAUGUAUGUUCCAUCCCAACUUCCAUCUAAUUCUACACACCAAAUUGGCUAAUCCUCAUUACAAACCUGAAAUACAGGCACAGACUACUCUGAUUAACUUUACAGUUACCCGUGAUGGCUUAGAAGACCAGCUACUUGCAGAAGUGGUAAGCCUUGAAAGACCUGAUCUGGAACAGCUGAAGUCUGAACUCACCAAGCAACAAAAUGAUUUCAAAAUUGAGCUAAAGCUGCUUGAGGAUGAGCUUUUAACACGACUUUCAGCUGCAGACUGGAAUUUCUUGGGAGAUACAGUACUGGUGGAAAAACUUGAAACCACAAAGCACACAGCAGCUGAAAUAGAAAUGAAGGUGCUCGAAGCUAAAGUUAAUGAAGUAAAGAUCAAUGAAGCUCGUGAACACUAUCGUCCAGCGGCUGUCAGAGCUUCUCUGCUCUACUUUAUCAUGAGUGACCUUAAUAUGAUCAAUCCUAUGUAUCGGUUCUCGCUCAAGGCAUUUGCUGCUGUGUUUCACAAAGCUGUACAACAGGCUGAAAUGUCUGAUGAUGUGAAAGUGAGGGUAACUAAUCUAAUUGAUGAGAUCACAUAUUCAACAUUCAUCUACAUUAACCGUGGGCUGUUUGAAAGGGAUAAACUUACCUUUACGGCUCAAAUGACUUUUCAGAUUUUACUUCUGAAAAAGGAAAUAGAUGGUCGUGAACUUGACUUCUUACUCAGAUUUAAUAUUGACCAUAAUUACAACAGUCCUGUGGAUUUCCUGUCAAACACAGCAUGGAGCGCAAUAAAGGCAAUGAGCUUCAUGGAUGAGUUCCGUGGGUUGGACAGAGAUAUUGAAGGUUCAGCCAAACGUUGGAAAAAAGUUGUUGAAUCUGAAUGCCCAGAAAAAGAGAUGUUUCCUCAAGAAUGGAAAAACAAAAGUUCCCUACAGAAGCUUAUUAUGAUGCGUGCUUUACGUCCAGAUCGCAUGACUAAUGCAAUCAGAAAAUUUGUUGAAGAGAAGCUUGGAACAAAGUACGUUGAGGGACGUCAAAUAGAAUUUGCUAAAUCAUUUAGGGAAAGUGGUCCAACAUCUCCAAUCUUCUUCAUUCUCUCCUCUGGGGUUGAUCCACUGAAAGAUGUAGAAGCUUUAGGAAAAAAACUUGGCUUCACCAUAGAUUCUGGAAAAUUCCACAAUGUAUCCCUUGGCCAAGGACAAGAGGCAGUAGCUGAACAAGCUGUGACAAAAGCAUCUAAAGAAGGACACUGGGUUAUCCUGCAGAAUAUUCACUUAGUAGCUAAAUGGCUCAGCAAUUUUGAACAGCUUCUUGAGAAGUACAGUGAAGGAUCCCAUCCAGACUACCGUGUGUUCAUGAGUGCAGAAUCUGCUCCAACUCCUGAAGAGCACAUCAUUCCACAAGGAAUCCUUGAGAACUCAGUUAAAAUUACCAAUGAACCACCAACUGGUAUGCUAGCUAAUCUCCAUGCAGCUCUGGAUAAUUUUGAUCAGGAUAUUCUAGAUCAAUGCUCUCGUGAAUAUGAAUUUAAGACAAUACUGUUUUCACUCUGCUACUUCCAUGCCUGUGUUGCUGAACGGCGUAAAUUUGGACCUCAGGGCUGGAAUCGAAAGUACCCUUUUAAUACCGGAGACCUAACUAUCUCAGUCCAUGUUUUAUUUAGCUAUUUGGAAGCUAACGCUCAGGUACCAUGGGAAGAUCUGCGUUACCUGUUUGGCGAAAUUAUGUAUGGUGGCCAUAUUACUGAUGACUGGGACAGACGACUGUGUCAUACUUAUCUAGAAGAAUACAUGCAACCUAACCAGUUUGAAAGAAAAAUGGCUUUAGCUCCUGGUUUUGUGGCUCCAUCAAACCUUGAUUACAAUGGUUACCACAGGUACAUUGAUGAAAUGUUACCACCUGAAAGUCCUGUACAUUAUGGUCUCCACUCAAAUGCAGAGAUUGAGUUCCUGACUGUAACUUCAGACAGCCUUCUCCAUACUUUAUUAGAAAUGCAGCCCAGAGAUUCAAUAACUGGUGAAGGCGCAACACAGACCGUUGAAGAAAAGGUAAAGGCUAUCUUGGAUGAUAUAUUGGAAAAACUGCCAGAGGAAUACAAUAUGGUUGAUAUAACCUCUAAAUCAGCUGAGUGUUCCCCUUACAUUCUGGUUUGCUUCCAAGAAUGUGAAAGAAUGAAUAUCCUAAUUCAAGAAGUGAGACAUUCAUUAAAAGAACUUGAUCUGGGGCUAAAGGGUGAGUUGGCAAUUUCCUCUGAGAUGGAGCUACUACAGACAGCACUUUUCUUUGAUAAUGUUCCUGACAUCUGGACCAAGCUGGCAUAUCCAUCAAUGUACAGUCUAGCACAGUGGUACAGUGAUCUUCUUUUUCGUUGCCAUGAGCUUGACACUUGGACACAAGAUCUGUCACUUCCUAGUGUAAUCUGGAUAUCAGGUUUUUUCAACCCACAAUCCUUUCUUACAGCUGUAAUGCAAAGUUUGGCAAGGAAAAAUGAAUGGCCCCUGGAUAAGAUGCAACUGAUAGUAGAUGUCACUAAAAAACUGAAGGAAGACUUUACACAACCUGCAAGAGAAGGAGCUUACAUUUAUGGACUCUAUAUGGAAGGAGCACGAUGGGACAUCCAGAAUGGCCAUAUAGCAGAAGCCCGGUUGAAAGAAUUGACACCCCUAAUGCCAGUUAUAUUUGUUAAAGCAAUCCCCAAUGACAAACAGGAAAUGAGAAAUAUUUAUGAAUGUCCUGUUUAUAAAACUAAACUUAGAGGACCGACUUAUGUUUGCACUUUCAAUUUGAAAACAAAAGAGAGAACUGCAAAAUGGAUUCUUGCUGGUGUUGCUUUGCUGUUGUGCGUGUAA